Molecule: messenger RNA, 1029 nt
Organism: Suillus fuscotomentosus
Lineage: Eukaryota; Fungi; Basidiomycota; Agaricomycetes; Boletales; Suillaceae
Exons: 4
Coding region: 1-1029 (342 amino acids)
Source: RefSeq, a predicted model, not a curated record
AUGACCAAUGGUUCUGUUCACGUUGAUGUCGUACAUGAUCCAGUGCCAGCAAGGCCCGUCACUCCUGAACGUUCUACAACACCCAUAUCUCGUGCCAAUACGCCAUCGCCACGUUCGCUGAGAAAAUCCCCCACCGUCAAGGUUGUGGAUGCAUUCGGUCGAGAAAGGAUUGAUGACCCUCCAACAUUGGCUGAUGCACAGGAUAUUGCGAACGGGCAUGUGGAUGCGAAAGACGUAGUUCGUUCACUGUCGUCAGCUGAAACUCCUCGCACCCCUCGUGUCCAACACAAGAGUAAUAUUCGUAUUGUUGAUGCGAUGGGAAGAGAAAUUGAGGAAGAAGUCGACCCUGUGAUUGAACCCCUAUUUGAAGAAGAGCUGUUAGUCCUGCAUGAUGAUCUGCCUGUUGGUCGCACCAAAACGCUGGCUCGGAUGCGGCAAACUCUUCAAGAGUGGGCCGAUGGGCUAAGUGAUGGGGACAGGUCUGCUGAUGAUCUCGCUUUGAAUACAAGCCACCUUGAAGAGCUAGAAAAAGUUUCGAGGGCAGCGCGGCAUGCUCGGAAUCAGUUAGCCCAGACCCUUCGUGUUGAAUCUGUGAAAGAGCGUAACCUGGUGCACAAACAUGGGAAGGACGCCGUGAGCCGAAGUGGGCUUUUGGUAAGACAAAGUCCGGCCAUCAUUGGCGACAACCGUUCUUUCCAUCGUGGCAUGGUUUUGCUCGGAGUUGUGGCCCAAAUAAUUUUCGUCCUUGCGAUGUGGCGAUUGACACAUGUCCAAGCUCGCCGAUUGUUUUAUACCGUCUAUUAUGAUCCUCUAUACCCAGAGUUGAACCCCUUACCUGGACACUCCCGCCAAUUCUCGCCGCCCUACCCCUCAUUUAUGUGGUCGCUUUCGAGCGCGUAUGAUAUUGUAAGACACGAAGGAUGGUCAGCUUUGAAAGCGGAGCUACAGGGCACUGUGCGCCGCAUUGGUCAACAUGCUUGGGAGAAGUGGGGAGAACGCCCUUACACCGGAACAUGGCCACCUACGUGA